Molecule: messenger RNA, 1095 nt
Organism: Rhagoletis zephyria (snowberry fruit fly)
Lineage: Eukaryota; Metazoa; Arthropoda; Insecta; Diptera; Tephritidae
Source: RefSeq, a predicted model, not a curated record
AUGCUAAACAAGUUAGAUGGCGAAAAUACAACUAUCACACUGGACUCAUUGUCAAGGGAAUGCCAACGAAUGCUGAACCUCAAAGCUGAUACUGCACUCAUCGAAAAUCAACAGAGCGUGCCCGUCAGCAAGGUCAAAGCAAAUACAAAGCAGAAAAAGGAGAGGAAAUUCGACACGGGGUCUGAUAUUACAAUUAUAUCAAAGCAUACGUUCGACACUUUCAACAUUGAGGAAACAGAGGCAGUCGACCGAUCAGCACGUAGUGCAACAGGCAAGCUGCCCCUCACUUCCCAAUUCACAUGCUCAGUUAGCUUUCAAGGAGAAGAAAAAUCGCUUACUUGUCGUGUGUCAUCCGGAUCCGAUCUCAACGUUAAGGGACUUGAUUGGAUGGAUGCUUUUAAUUUAAAGGAUCAGCCAAUAAAUUCAGUCUGCAAUCAAGUACAGAAUUUUCAGGGGAGUGUUGAUAAAUCAGCAAUUAAAACUUGCAGUGCUCAAUUGAAGUUAUCUUUUCCAGAUGUGUUCGAUGGCAAGAUGGGACUCUGCAACACGACGAAGGCCGUAUUGCAGACGAAGCCCAAUGUUCAGCCAGUUUUCAGACCAAAAAGUCCAGUUGCUUACGCCAUGCAACAGCUCGUUGAAACGGAAUUACAACGUCUACAGGAUUGCGAGAUCAUAUCACCUGUUACUUACUCGGAUUGGGCAGCACCCAUUGUUGUCAUAAAAAAAGCAACCGGCGGCAUACGACUGAGCUCAGAUUUUUCAACUGGACUGAACGAGCGUCUCGAAUCACAUCAAUAUCCCUUGCCUUUACCUGAAGACAUAUUUUCGAAAUUGGCAAAUUCAAAAUACUUCAGCCAUUUUCAUUUAUCGGAUGCUUUUUUACAAAUCGAAGUAGAUGACGCUUCAAAGCACUUACUUACAAUAAACACACAUAUCGGAUUGUUCCGGUACAACCGAAAGCUAUUUGGCGUUAAAACAUUUCCGGCCAUAUUCCAACAGAUCAUGGACCAGAUACUUUUAGACAUACCAAGGGUAGCAGCCUAUAUUGACGACAUUUUUGUAUCCGGCAAUAACCAAAUUGAGCAUAAAUAUUAG